Gregarina niphandrodes is the source of this 171-nucleotide messenger RNA. RefSeq lists its product as hypothetical. The coding region runs from base 1 to 171 and encodes 56 amino acids. The record is from RefSeq and is a predicted model, not a curated record. NCBI's taxonomy places the organism in Eukaryota, Apicomplexa, Conoidasida, Eugregarinorida, Gregarinidae. The transcript is spliced from 2 exons.
AUGGUUCGUUUCAGAACGGACUUAUCAACAUGGGUUGAAAUCCUUCUGGACAGCUGUGGUCAAAGUCUGUGGAAGAGCUGGCUUAAAAACACCAGCCGUGAACUCAACGUAGACGAACUUGUCAUCUCACCGCCUCUCAAGACCAUUCUGAAAUGCUUCGAGAGAUGCUAA